Messenger RNA from Thunnus maccoyii (southern bluefin tuna), 1370 nucleotides. RefSeq names its product regulator of G protein signaling 2 (gene rgs2). Lineage: Eukaryota; Metazoa; Chordata; Actinopteri; Scombriformes; Scombridae. Bases 44 to 640 code for a protein of 198 amino acids. The transcript has 5 exons. The record is from RefSeq and is a predicted model, not a curated record.
GUUGCCUGGCAAGUCAAGAGGGAGAAGGAGAGAAGAUUAAACCAUGAACCUUGUUAGUGUGUCAUCCCGAAGCAUGGAGUUCACCGACUGUAUGAAACCCACUGACCUGUCCGCAGAGAAAAAGGGGAUGAAAAGGAAAAACUGGAGAAACAGAAUGGGUUUCUUCUUGAAAAUAAACUCAUCCCAAUCAAUAUUACAUCUAAUGAAAAACAGACCCUACAGGCCAACUGCCGAUGAUGUGAACCAAUGGGCGCAGUCACUUGACAAACUACUCACCCAUAAAUAUGGGAAAGCGGCCUUUUGUAUCUUCCUGAAGUCUGAGUUCUGUGAAGAGAACAUUGAGUUUUGGACAGCCUGUGAAGAUUUCAGGACACUCACAUCGCACAAAGAGCUGGUGUCCAAGGCCAACAGCAUUUACGAGGAGUUCAUUAAAAGUGAAGCUCCACAAGAGAUCAACCUGGAUUUUCACACCAGAAACGCUAUCGUCCAGAGCCUAAACGAGCCCAGCGUGAACAGUUUUCUAGCAGCUCAGAGGAAAGUCUACAGCCUGAUGGAGAACAACUCCUACCCCAGGUUUAUCAACUCUGACCUCUACAAAGAACUGUGCACAGCUGCCAGGGGGAGAGGGCAAGCACAUUAAGUCCUAGUCAAACUAGACACCUUCCCGAAGUCAUUUGUUUACUGCUGUGACUGUGUGAAUAGACCACAGAUGAUGUUCAUUCCAGGCACUGCUUCGAGAUAAUAGACCCGAAUGCAAAUCCUGAGCAUAAACAUUAACAGCAAGUGUGGAAAAUGCAAAACUGAAGCCAUUUUUAGUCUGUCCUGCUGAGCGCUUUUCAAAAAUGAAGUCGGGAUGAUUAGGCUGGAUGCUAUGUGAUGCUGCAGGCAGUCCGAAGGGCAUCUCUACCAGAUGGGAUUAAAGUUACAUUUUCUUCACUGGGCCAUUACCUACACUUUCUUUACCACAUUACUGAGAUGAUUAUAUUUUGAGCAAUGAUGCAGUUCAAGAAAAUGCUGUUGUUAUGCCCCUGCAUUCAAAGUAGAGAAGACUGUGGAUGUCUGUCAAAACACCUUAUGCUUAAACUCUUGCUUCACACUGUACCGACAAUGCUGUUAGAAUGUAUAUUGAAGACUUUGUACUGCUGUCACGUACACAGGACAUGUUGCUCUGCUGGAUUUGCAACAGUUUACACAAAGUGCAAUUUAAGUUAUAUAUAAAUAUGAUAAUAUUCACACCUUUCACUGAAGACUGUACUGUGACGACAUGAUGUGAUGUAAAUACUGUGAUUACAUGAUGUGUUGAAUGUGAAUUUAAGUUUGGGGGGCAGCUGGGCUGCUCCAAAAAUAAAAUUUAUUCUUCAAUACUGAAA